CUGCCCUCCACCCUCCACCUACACCACCACCAUCACCGGCCCAACCCGCGACCACCUGCACUCCCUUUGGGCACCUUGCAUCUGGGCGGUGCCUUUGUCCGUGAUUCUUUGCUUUUAUUUAUCAUCUCGAUCUGUCCUACGUUACGCAGCAUCAACUCGGCUAGCUUGGGCUCUCGCUUGCUGCUUGUUUAUCGCCUCUGGGACACCCCGUUUCGUUAUCUGGACACAGCUGCUACCUAAUGUUGAUCCCUAGAGUCUCCUAGAAUACCACCUCAGAGUCUCACAGCUUUUUGCUGUUACCUGCGCCCCUCUUACCAUUUAAACACCGAUUCUCCUCUGCUUGAGCUCUUUCGGAAACUCUGCAGCUAUGGCCGACUCAGAGCAGGACGACGCUGAGAACAACAGCCUGCACAUCAAUUACGGUACUUCUCAGCCAAGCUCGCCCCGUGCCCCUCGGCGUCCAUUUUCUCGCCGACACCACUCUACCUUUGGGCCUGACGAGCUAUCGCCGCUUUUAACAACAGGACGUUCACGAAUACGCAUCCAAAGCGGCGCCAGCUCGCCCAAGAUCCCUGGUCUGAUUCGUAACCAGAGCUACCAAGGAAGCGUUCGAAGUACUCGACACCAUAGCCGACAUCCCUCUUGGGGCCAACGAUUAAUGAGCGCCCUCGCCGACGGCCGAAGCACAUUGUCGGACUCCAAAGGCUCCCUCUUCCCUGACGAACGCGUCUGGUACGAUCAAUUUACCAGCACUGACUGGGUUCACGAUGCAAUUGCCGAUUCACAUCGAGUCAAGGCUCUUAGAAGCCGCAAGGAUUUCUGGGGCCGCAUCCUCGUGACGCUUGACGGCGCACAGGGCUGGUUCCUCAGUGCUCUUUGUGGUUUCAUUAUUGCCCUAAUUGCGUAUACCGUGAACGUUGCUGAGUCUACUGUUUUCGAUUUCAAGGAUGGUUACUGUUCCAGAGCCUGGUAUCUAGACGAAAGGAGAUGCUGUGGCGGCAUGUCGUGUGACGACUGGAAAAGCUGGGGCGACAUUCUGCAUUUUACACCAUUUGGACCCGUCGUCACCGACUUUAGCGUCUAUCUUAUUUGCGUACUUGUAUUGUCCCUUACCUCAUGCUGGAUUGCACUCUGGACAAAGACGGUCGUCCCGUCUGCGUAUCGAUUGUCGACUCUGGAUGAAAAUCUGGCCGCCGAGCGCAUUCCUCACCUUGCUGACGAUGUUCUCACUGACGACAGCGGUACCCCUCCUCAACAACCUGCUUUUCCUGUCGCAAACCCGCCAAUGGUGUACUACUCUGCUGCUGGCAGUGGAGUUGCCGAAGUUCGUGUGAUUCUGAGUGGCUUUGUGCUCCACGGCUUCCUCGGUCUCAAGACGCUCAUCAUCAAAAUGCUUGCUCUAAUUCUCAGUGUUUCAUCUGGACUGAGUUUAGGAAAAGAAGGCCCAUAUGUGCACAUCGCUACCUGCGUUGGCAAUAUUGCUUGCCGUCUCUUUUCCAAGUAUGACCGCAAUGACGCAAAGCGCAGAGAAGUGCUCUCUGCUGCUGCUGCUGCCGGUGUCACUGUCGCCUUUGGUGCUCCUUUGGGUGGUGUAUUGUUUGGUUUGGAAGAAGUCGCUUACUUUUUCCCAGCCAAGACGCUCUUCCGCACGUUCUUUUGCUGCAUUGUGGCUGCGCUAUCCCUCAAAUUUUUGAACCCAUAUGGAACCCACAAGAUUGUCAUGUUCCAGGUUCGAUACCUCAUUGAUUGGGAGUUUUUUGAACUUGGCAGCUUUAUCAUUGUCGGCGUAUUGGGUGGAGCUCUUGGAGCUCUAUUUAUCAAGGCUUCUAAGUACUGGGCUCAAAGCUUCCGUCGCUUGAGUGUCAUCAAGUCGUACCCUCUUUUCGAAGUCUUCCUGGUAGCACUCAUUACAGGUUUGAUGAGUUACUGGAAUGCUCUAACAAAACUCCCUGUUGCUAAGCUACUCUUGAAUUUGGCUUCACCCUGCGAUGACUCUACCGACGAGGAUAGAGACCAGCUGGGCCUGUGCCCCAAUUCAGUGGAUGACAUCCCAGGCAUUCUUAUCACUCUUUUGGCUGCAUUCCUUAUUAAAGGAUUUCUCACUGUCAUUACCUUCGGCAUUAAAGUUCCUGCCGGUAUCUAUAUCCCCUCGAUGGUUGUUGGAGGUUUGAUGGGCCGUAUGGUCGGCCAUCUGGUACAAUGGCUCGUCUUAAUUACACCGAAUUGGGGGGUCUGGGGCAACUGCGCGACAGCUGCCGACGGCACAUGUAUCCAACCAGGCGUGUAUGGUCUGAUUGCGGCCGGUGCAACCAUGUGCGGCGUUACUCGACUUUCCGUAACACUCGCGGUUAUCCUGUUUGAGCUAACCGGUAGUCUUGACUACGUUUUGCCCUUCUCGCUAACCAUCUUGGUUGCCAAGUGGACGGCUGACGCUAUAGAGCCUGCCAGCAUCUACGAUCUUCUCACAAACAUGAACUCGUAUCCCUUUUUGGACAACAAACAAAAGCCCAUCUUUACCGGCGACCUGGCAGACAUUGUGCAUCGUGUUCGUCGUGAACGCGUCAUCGACAUCACCAACUCUCCACUCGUUAUUGCCACUAGCUUGCGUACCAAACUUGAGGUGCUUCACCGUGCUGGAGAGAUUGAUGGUGGCUUGCCUAUCGUUCGAAAUGACGUGCUCGUCGGCCUUAUCCCUGCACCAGAUCUCGAGUUUGCACUGGACCAGCUCCCCGACGAGUCAACAAGCCUGUGUCUCAUGGACCGUGUGCCCAGCAUCGACGACGACGAUGAUGACCUUGUCGACCCCACAGAUUUUACACCUUAUAUUGAUCCAGCUCCUGUAGCACUGGACAUUCGCUCGCCUAUGGAUUUGGUGUAUGAGUGCUUUGUGAAGCUUGGACUACGCUACGUUUGCGCAACGAAGGAAGGCCGCUUCGCAGGUAUGGUACACAAGAAGACAUUUGUAAAGUACAUGCGAGAAUUGGAAGAAGAAGAACAUGGUUCUCAUUGAAGAUGAGCUGUUUGCAUUUGCAUCGGAGUUUCCUUUUUUUUCUGUAUCUUUUUUUCACUUUCAACAUGGGCAAAUCAUCGCUUGAACGGGCGUUUAUGCUAUUUUGGGACUGUUGAUAUUCUGGGGGAGACAUGGCGGAUGUAGCAUUAAUAACACCUCAAGGCGAGCAGAGCCGACAUGGGAGGCACCUGAAUACAAUUUGAAUUGCAUCUCUU
Molecule: messenger RNA, 3225 nt
Organism: [Torrubiella] hemipterigena
Lineage: Eukaryota; Fungi; Ascomycota; Sordariomycetes; Hypocreales; Clavicipitaceae
Source: the annotation of a GenBank genome assembly